This is a messenger RNA of Copidosoma floridanum, 447 nucleotides long. Its product is annotated as zinc finger protein 775-like. The record is from RefSeq and is a predicted model, not a curated record. NCBI's taxonomy places the organism in Eukaryota, Metazoa, Arthropoda, Insecta, Hymenoptera, Encyrtidae.
AUGAACUCGGCGCCAGGACGAUUUCCUUGCGACAAUUGCGGCAAAGUGUACCGCUGGUACCGCAACUUGACGACCCACCGAAAAAUCGAGUGUGGCAAGGAUCCCAACAUUGUCUGUCCGUACUGCCCGAGACGAACGAAGCACAGGAACAGCAUGCGCUCGCACAUACGUAGAAUCCACAAGAGUAUUAUACAGGUUACUGCUAUAAGUACCCAAGCUUGUAGUUCGCCAAAGACUCCGCUCUUUCCGAUCGUAAGGCCACGCCUGCACGUUUGUCCGCGCUGCGGUCAAAUGUACUCCUGGGCCUCGAAUCUCCGAAAGCACCUGAAGAUGGGCUGCGGCAUGGUCACGUCAGAGACCCAGUUCUCGUGCCGUUUCUGCCCGUACAGGUCGCGGGUCGAGGCCAGCUUCAUCAAGCACCUGAUGUCAGUGCAUCAGAUCAAAUAG